AACAUUAAGCGGAGCAGACCAAAAUCCCAAACAAGGAAAUGGUGGGGGAAUAAAACGACCAGAUUAUUUAAUUAAUGCAUGUAAUAAUUAAUAUUUUAUUUUAUUGUAAAUUAAGACGUAUUUAUGGGUUAAAAUGGAUUACGACUUCAAAACAAAGCUGGCGGCCGAGAGAGAGAGAGUAGAAGAUCUUUUCGAAUAUGAAGGUUGCAAAGUGGGUCGAGGCACCUACGGGCACGUUUAUAAAGCUAAGCGCAAAGACGGGAAAGAUGAGAAGGAGUAUGCACUGAAACAAAUAGAAGGCACUGGAAUAUCAAUGUCCGCCUGCAGGGAAAUUGCUCUUUUACGGGAGCUGAAACACCCAAAUGUGAUCGCCCUCCAGAAAGUGUUCCUGUCCCACAGUGACAGAAAGGUGUGGCUUCUGUUCGACUAUGCCGAGCAUGAUCUCUGGCACAUCAUCAAGUUCCACCGGGCCUCGAAGGCCAACAAGAAACCCAUGCAGCUGCCCCGGGGGAUGGUGAAGUCUCUCCUGUAUCAGAUCCUGGAUGGGAUCCAUUACCUCCACGCCAACUGGGUGCUCCACAGAGAUCUGAAACCAGCUAACAUCCUGGUGAUGGGGGAAGGUCCUGAACGAGGAAGAGUUAAAAUUGCCGACAUGGGUUUUGCCAGACUUUUCAACUCUCCCCUCAAGCCGCUGGCGGACCUUGACCCUGUGGUGGUGACCUUCUGGUACAGGGCCCCUGAGCUGCUGCUGGGGGCCCGGCACUACACCAAAGCUAUUGAUAUUUGGGCAAUUGGCUGCAUCUUCGCGGAGCUGCUAACGUCGGAGCCCAUCUUUCACUGUCGCCAGGAAGACAUCAAGACCAGUAACCCCUUCCACCACGACCAGCUGGACAGGAUAUUCAGCGUCAUGGGUUUCCCUGCAGAUAAAGACUGGGAAGACAUUAGGAAGAUGCCAGAGUACCCCACGUUGCAGAAAGACUUCAGAAGGACAACGUAUGCAAACAGCAGCUUAAUCAAAUACAUGGAGAAGCAUAAAGUCAAACCGGACAGCAAGGUUUUCCUGUUGCUCCAGAAACUCCUCACGAUGGACCCCACCAAAAGAAUCACAUCAGAGCAGGCGCUGCAGGACCCGUACUUCCUUGAGGAUCCUUUACCAACCACAGAUGUGUUUGCUGGAUGUCAGAUCCCCUACCCAAAGCGAGAGUUUCUCAAUGAAGAUGAGCCGGAGGAGAAGACUGAAAAGAACCAGACCCAGCAGCACCAGCAGACGACAGGCCAGACUCAGGCCCAGAACCAGCAGCAGACAGCAGCCCAGCAGGCCCCCUCCCAACAGAGCUCAGCUCAAACCAACGGCACUGCUGGAGCCACAGGGGCCACUGGCGGCGGGGGUUUGCAGCACGGUCAGGACCAGGGACCCCCUAACAAGAAGCCUCGGAUCGGGCCCUCCGGGGCCUCCUCAGGCACUGGGGUGCUGCAGUCAGAGUACCAGCACACAGGCUCUCGCCUUGGUUACCAAAGCAACGUCCAAGGUUCCACUCAGCCCCAGAGCACCAUGGGAUACUCGUCGUCAUCCCAGCAGAGCUCCCAGUACUCCCACCAGACCCACCGUUACUGAGGCUCCCAGUCACUCCUGAACCAGCAGAGGAGUCAAGUCCUCCUCCUCCUCCUCCUCCUCCUCCUCCUCCUCCUCCUCCUCGUCUUCACCUGACCCUGGCUGGCCUCAACCGACGUCACCGUACUCCCUCGACUCCCUCUUCCUGUUCGGAUCCCCGCCUUUACAGCACGUCAUUCCAAUUCAGCCUCUUCAACCUGUCUUCACCUUUCAUCUUUUUACAUGACAGCCUUCUGCAUUGUAUUAUGAAGGCAAACAAACAUAGGAACCAAAAAAUAUAUAAAUAUAUAUAAAUACAUAUAUAUAUAUAUAUAUAUAAUCCACCAAGAAAACAAGUUCUGCCUCAUUGGGCUGGAGAAACUUUUUGAAAGACAACGACGUGAGGUAGAUGUGAAGGCGUCAACACUCAGACUCACAACCAUGGCACUUACAAACACAACCUUCCUCAAGAGGGAAAAUCGCAGCUGUGUUCAUAUAUGUAUAUUAUAUAGCACCUUUUUCUAUUUGAUUUUUUUUUCUCUUGCUUGUUCGCUAGACUUUUCAAGUUUACCUUGAUAGUUGAUGUCAUUAUAAAUAUUGUUAUAUGUGGAAACGGUCGGAUGAGAGGAAACACAGGAGGACAUGCUUGUUUCUGUCGUCUCGGAUAAUCAAAAGAAAAUGAGCAAACGUCUGAGCUGACCCCAUCCUUUUAAAAACAAGAAAAAAUUUAACAGUCACAUGUUUCUACACAAAAAAAAAAAAUCCGCCAGCUCUUUAGCUGACUAAAUUGCAGGGAAAUAUUCAAAGUAAACUUCUGAGGUUUCUACAUUUACAGUCGACCCGUCUGUCUGGAUUUGGAUUUGAAAAUGAAGAAAAGCAGUCGUCUUUUUACGGCUACCUUCUGUAUAUUCUGAUCACUCUUACCACUUUUAUUCGUGAGAAACAUUUUGACAAGUGAGCUUUG
Messenger RNA from Mugil cephalus (flathead mullet), 2555 nucleotides. RefSeq names its product cyclin-dependent kinase 19 (gene cdk19). The coding region runs from base 134 to 1615 and encodes 493 amino acids. Lineage: Eukaryota; Metazoa; Chordata; Actinopteri; Mugiliformes; Mugilidae. Gene Ontology annotation, cellular component: cytosol; mediator complex; nucleus. Gene Ontology annotation, biological process: protein phosphorylation. The transcript is spliced from 13 exons. Gene Ontology annotation, molecular function: RNA polymerase II CTD heptapeptide repeat kinase activity; ATP binding; cyclin-dependent protein serine/threonine kinase activity. The record is from RefSeq and is a predicted model, not a curated record.